UCAUAAGAGGAACAACGGGAAAUGUAAGAAACGUAUGCAUUCGAAGAAGACUAAAUAUGAGGAUAAAGAAAUUGAAGAUACAUCGUGGUUGUGUUCAUCAUCUGAGGAAGAAGAAGUCAGAUAUCAUAAGAGGAACAACGGGAAAUGUAAGAAACGUAUGUAUUCGAAGAAGACUAAAUAUGAGGAUAAAGAAAUUGAAGAUAGAUCGUGGUUGUGUUCAUCAUCUGAGGAAGACGAAGUCAGAUAUCAUAAGAGGAACAACGGGAAAUGUAAGAAACGUAUGUAUUCGAAGAAGACUAAAUAUGAGGAUAAAGAAAAUGAAGCUAAAUCAUGGUUGUGUUCAUCAUCUGAGGAAGAGGAAGUCAGAGAUCAUAAGAAAAUCAACGACAAAUGUAAGAAAUGUAAGUAUUACAAGAAGAUUAAAUAUGAGGAUAAAGAAAAUAAAGGUAAAUCAUGGUUGUGUUCAUCAUCUGAGGAAGAAGAAGUCAUAGAUCAUAAGAAGAACGACAAGAAAUAUAAGAAACUUAAGUAUUCCAAAAAGACUAAUGAUGAGGAUAGAGAUAUGAGAAGGAGACGACAAAGAGCAACUGAGAUGGGUGACGGUUCCAGUCGGAAAAUCCUUUUUUCACAAUUGUUUUACAGCCAUCUUACAUCACCCACAAAUACCUGCCUAUACCUGCUUCCUUUGAUCAGCCUCACUUGCUAAGCCGCGGAAAAAGAAUUAAAGCUCAUGUUGAGGAUAAAGAAGAAUACUGGCUACUGAGUUUCCCAAAGAAUAACAAAGGAAGGUUAACUAUUGGAGUUCCAUCUUUUCUGAAAGAUAAUGAUUUGGUUGUAGGAGAUGUUAUAACUGUGGAGAUAAUGGAGGAGAUGACGUCCAUAUACCUUGAUGCCAAAGUUCAUAUUUUUCGUCCUGUUAAACUACUAUGUUAUUGAGAAGACUUAGUUAA
This is a messenger RNA of Papaver somniferum (opium poppy), 950 nucleotides long. RefSeq lists its product as uncharacterized. NCBI's taxonomy places the organism in Eukaryota, Viridiplantae, Streptophyta, Magnoliopsida, Ranunculales, Papaveraceae. The transcript has 2 exons. The record is from RefSeq and is a predicted model, not a curated record. The coding region runs from base 35 to 706 and encodes 223 amino acids.